This is a messenger RNA of Chelmon rostratus (copperband butterflyfish), 1501 nucleotides long. RefSeq names its product translational activator of cytochrome c oxidase 1 (gene taco1). The coding region runs from base 202 to 1101 and encodes 299 amino acids. The record is from RefSeq and is a predicted model, not a curated record. Gene Ontology annotation, cellular component: mitochondrion. Lineage: Eukaryota; Metazoa; Chordata; Actinopteri; Chaetodontiformes; Chaetodontidae. The transcript is spliced from 5 exons.
UCACAACAAGGACAGCAGCAGCUGUGUGCUCUGCUGACUGUCGAAACUUAGCAAACGUUAGGCUAUUUAAUUUGUUUAUCGACCUAAUAAAGAUUGAUUUGUGAAGCGAAAGGACUCGCCUGCAGACGGAGGCCUACGAAGACAGUCUUUGUUCCACAUGUACGUCAGGUUACUCUAACACCUCACUUGUGUGUGAAGGGCAUGGCGGGGGCGGCGGUGCUGUGGGCUCUUCGGACCCUGCGCCCCAGGACCCCGGCCGCGACCUCAGGCAGGUUCCCGGUCCACGUGGAGCCCGUCCUCCCGCUGGCUUCAUGUCUGGGGUGCACGCCGUGGCGGACCCCUCCUGUCAGAGCGCUGCAGCUGCGCUCCGCCCUGUGUGCAGGACACAACAAGUGGUCAAAGGUGAAGCACAUCAAGGGACCUAAAGACGAUGCGCGGGGCAGGAUGUUUAUGAAGCUAGGCAUGAUGAUCAAGAUAGCUGUGAAAGAGGGUGGACCCAACCCGGACAUGAAUGUGAACUUAGCCCAGAUACUGGAGCAGUGCAGAGGCAAGAACAUGCCCAAAGCGUCCAUAGAGGCUGCAAUCAAGAAUGCGGAAAAGGCUAGACCACUGUCCCAACACAUAUUUGAAGCUCGGGGGCCUGGCGGAUGUCUGCUGCUCAUAGAGGUCUUGACUGACAACAACUCGCGCAGCCUGCAGGAAAUUAAACGGCUGCUUAUCAAGAACGGAGGGAUGCUAUCAGACGGAGCACGCAACAACUUCAGCAAGAGGGGUUUGGUGGUGGUGCCAGGAAAGAACAUCUCGACGGAGCGAGCUCUGGAGCUGGCAAUCGAGGCUGGAGCCGAAGAUGUCGUAGAGACUGAGGAUGAGGAGGAGCAGCCGCUCCUGCAGUUUUUUUGCGACACGACGGAAGUGAGAAAGGUGCGGGCCUCAUUGGAGGAGCUGGGACUGCAGAUUACAUCUGCUGAGUUGGAGUUUGUUCCCCGCACCCGCUUGUCUCUGAACCAGGACCAGCUGGAUGCCGCUUCAAGCCUAAUAGAAACCCUCAGUGACUGUCCAGAUGUAGUUCGAGUGUGGGACAACAUCCAGGCGGACAGCUGAGUGCGCUUAUUGGUGGACACGGAAUAUCUUACAUGUGGAGUAUUUGAUUUUACAGAGGAACAACUUGUUACCAGAUACCCUGUACUGCUCAUCAUUAUCAUUAUGAAAAUAUGAGUGUGUUUUUUCUGCAUGGGCAAAAACAUGGCAGCAAAAUGAAACUGUGGUCCUUGUGAAGUGUAGAGUGACAUUUUUCAUAUAUGUUGAAUUGUCAGACUGCACUUACCAGAAGUUCAUUAACAUCAAGCAUAUUUCACUAAUGCAAGGAUCAGAAAAUAAAUGAGGAGUUAAUUUAAAGGUCCCCUCUCGACUGUAAAAUACUCUGCUUAGAAUAAUAAUUUUUGUCUGAUAUGGAUUUUCCACAAAAACGUUCAAUUACCUCUUGAAAAAGUAUUAAAAUGAC